AUGUCUGCAACAAUGAAAGCAGUCAAUUAUUCGGGACCGUUCAAAGUGACGGUCCAGGAUGUGGAGGCGCCGCGCAUCGAGCACCCGGAUGAUGUAAUCGUCAAAGUCACGACUUCAGCAAUCUGCGGAUCGGAUUUGCACAUGUAUGAAGGCCGGACUGGAGCCCAGCCAGGAAUCACCUUCGGGCAUGAGAACAUGGGUAUCGUUGAGGAAGUCGGAUCCGGAGUGACUCUUUUGGAAAAAGGCGACCGUGUAGUCAUGCCCUUUAAUGUUGCAGAUGGUCGGUGCCGGAACUGUGAGGAGGGGAAGACGGCGUUUUGCACCGGAGUGAACCCUGGCUUCGCGGGCGGUGCCUACGGAUACGUGGCUAUGGGACCUUAUCGAGGUGGCCAAGCCCAAUACCUUCGAGUCCCGUACGCGGAUUUCAAUGCGCUCAAACUUCCGCCGGGAACUGAACAUGAGGCGGACUUCAUCCUCCUCGCCGAUAUUUUUCCAACCGGUUGGCACGGGGUCACCCUCUCAGGGUUCCAGCCUGGUGAGAGCGUUGCCGUUUUUGGCGGCGGACCAGUGGGAUUGAUGGCUGCUUAUUCCGCUGUCUUGCGUGGUGCUAGCCGUGUUUUCCUCGUUGACCGCGUCAAGGAGCGACUGGACGCAGCUUCUAAGAUUGGGGCCGAGGCUGUCAGCUUUGAGGAAUUUGAUCCCGUGGAGAGAAUAAUUGAGCUAAAUGGGGGCAUGGUCGACCGAUCUGUGGAUGCAGUAGGUUAUCAGGCUGUUAGCAAGGGUGGAUCGAGUGAAGUUCCGAAUAUUGUCCUGGAGAACAUGAUUAAGGUCACUCGCCCCUGUGGUGGUUUAGGUAUUCCGGGACUUUACGUGCCUACGGAUCCUGGCGCACCCGACAAGGCUGCGGGAGAAGGAAUGAUCUCAUUGAGUUUCGGAAAGCUUUUCGAGAAGGGGCUGUCGCUCGCAACUGGUCAAUGCAAUGUGAAGGCGUACAACCGCUAUCUGCGAGACCUCAUCAUCGCUGGGAAGGCGAAACCCAGUUUUGUCGUGUCUCACGAAAUCGAUAUAGACGAGGCCCCAACCGCUUACGAGAAAUUCGACAAACGGAUUGAAGGUUACACUAAGGUCCUGAUUCACCCCAACGGGCCCAUUGCCUCAACUGGUGGUGACUCUUCCAAGGGCGCCGCAGUGUGGGGCGAAGGUGGGAAAGGUAUCAGAAGUGUUGAGAAAACCAUCAAAAGCUGGGUGUGA
Messenger RNA from Diaporthe amygdali, 1251 nucleotides. RefSeq names its product glutathione-independent formaldehyde dehydrogenase. The transcript has 10 exons. The coding region runs from base 1 to 1251 and encodes 416 amino acids. Gene Ontology annotation, molecular function: oxidoreductase activity; zinc ion binding. NCBI's taxonomy places the organism in Eukaryota, Fungi, Ascomycota, Sordariomycetes, Diaporthales, Diaporthaceae. The record is from RefSeq and is a predicted model, not a curated record.